GUCAAGGACGUAGCCUGCACCUUCUCCUAUGGAGGAGGGGAUCCACAAUAUCUCUUUCCUGGUGAGCGACGAACUACCAUUCAAUAUGCUACUAGGCAUGUACUACCUCGGAGUCUCACAACCUCAGUUCAACUGGGAUAGAAAGGUGUUGAUCCACAAAUUGCCCAAUGGUAGAACUGUUAGAUUGCAAAAGUAUAAAGCUAGCAGUCUAAUAGAGAACUACGGGUGUAUGUGCGCUUCAUCCUUCUAUAACUACCAUAAGCAGAAUCGAGAAGAGGACAUGUAUCUAGUCUUUGUCUCUGAGAAAGGGGACGCCGUUAAAACACCCCCAAGGAUAGAAAGAGUCGUCGCACAAUAUUCAGACCUUUUUGAGGAGCCCACAGGCAUGGUGGAAAGGGAGGUUGUACAUGCGAUAGAGAUUGUCCCAGGUAGUAAGGUGCCUAGAGGACGAAUCUAUAGGAUGUCUCUCGCGGAGUUAGAUGAGCUUCGCCGCCAGCUCAAGGAGCUCACAGAGAAGGGAUGGAUACGACCUAGUACCUCCCCUUACGGUGCGCCAGUGUUAUUUGUCCCAAAGAAGGGAGGUCCAUUAAGGAUGUGCAUUGACUAUAGGGGCCUCAAUGCCAUCACCGUUAAGAACGCAGAGCCCCUACCCCGCAUUGACGACCUCUUGGAUAAAGUGCAGGGAUGCCGGUACUUCACAAAGACAGAUUUGAAGCCCGGAUACAAUCAAAUUGUUGUUAGACCUGAGGAUCAACACAAAACCGCAUUUCAGACCAGGUACGGUCUAUACGAGUUUGUGGUGAUGCCGUUUGGCCUAUGCAAUGUGCCUAGUACGUUCUUGCACGCGAUGCACAUGAUUUUUCAUGACUACUUGGACAAGUUUAUCGUCGUGUACCUCGACGAUAUUCUCAUCUUUAGUAGGACUGUAGAGGAGCACGCUGAGCACUUAAAAACAGUGCUAGGUCUCCUAAGACAGCACCAGUGCACCAAGAUCCUGUACUUGGGUCAUGAAAUUUCAGCAGAUAGAUUGAGGCCGGAAGAUGCAAAGGUGGCCAGCAUAUGUGACUGGCCUAGACCUCAGACUGUUGCUGAGCAGGGUCCGACGGUCGACGAGGCUGUCACCCUCUUCGGCGUCUCCUUCCAGGGAACCUGCACACGGCCCGCUGCAGAGGUUGCCUCUCAAGACUACAAUUCAGGGAGCAGCACAGCCCCCGGAUUUUCAGUCUGGGCUAUUCCCGGUUCGCUCGCCGCUACCAAGGGAAUCCUCAUUGGUUCCUCUUCCUUCGCUUAGUAAUCUGCUUAAACUGGGCGGGUGCUCCCGCCCGACCUGAGAUCAAAAGGCAAAGCCCGACAUACCUCCACAGAUCGAGGCCGACACGCCCAACCGCAAGCCCACCUC
Chara braunii is the source of this 1399-nucleotide messenger RNA. The record is from the annotation of a GenBank genome assembly. NCBI's taxonomy places the organism in Eukaryota, Viridiplantae, Streptophyta, Charophyceae, Charales, Characeae.